Lycium ferocissimum is the source of this 1112-nucleotide messenger RNA. Its product is annotated as F-box protein At1g55000. The transcript is spliced from 2 exons. Lineage: Eukaryota; Viridiplantae; Streptophyta; Magnoliopsida; Solanales; Solanaceae. Gene Ontology annotation, molecular function: protein binding. Bases 4 to 792 code for a protein of 262 amino acids. The record is from RefSeq and is a predicted model, not a curated record.
ACAAUGGGAUGUUGCUGUGAUGAUGCUGACGAACCGCUUCUCCAACCACUAAUAAAUCCUUCCCAUAUCCACAACUCCGAUCAAACCCCACCUUCUUCCACCACCGCCGUGUUAUCUCCGAUGAAUUCACACUUUUCAGCUUUAAUAUGCCACGACACACUACGCGCUAUCAUGGAGAAACUCGCGCUCCCUGACUUGGCGCGUGCAGCGUGUGUGUGUAGGAUCUGGAACUACGUGGCAUCCGAUCGUGAACUGCAGACAAAGGCGUUUAAGGAUCCUUGGAAGAUUAAGGAUGUUAUUGGUGAUCCUUCUUCUGGAAGCUUCUGGAGAGAUAAUAGCCUUUCCAAAUUCGCGAUAUCUCAUCGAAUUGUUCGUGGUGAUAGUGUUGCUAGCCUCGCCGUCAAGUAUUCCGUUCAUGUGAUGGGUAUAAAACGACUGAACAAUAUGAUGAGUGACCAUGGUAUAUACUCGAGGGACAGGUUACUCAUUCCUAUUAGCAAUCCAGACUGCCUCAUCAAUGGCACUUGCUAUAUAGAGCUGGACAUAUAUGCAAAAAGGGAAGUGGCAGUUUUGUAUCUUGAAGGUGGCCCUGAUCCAAAGCUCACUACAAUGUUAAAUAGAUUGACCUCAGAGAGAAGCAAAAAAAGGGUGAUCGACUCCCUAAGGAGAAGCAUGCAAGUUGAUGGUGAAACUGCCCAAUAUUACUUUGCUGUAUCAGAUGGUGACCCCCGAUCUGCUUUCUCACAAUUCUCAGAGGAUAUGCGGUGGGAGAGGGAGGCAGGUUUGACUUAGCUUGUACUUGUCAAAAGGGUUGUUUCUGGUAAAGGAUGGAGAUCACAAUGAGCUGUUUCCACAUCGCCCAUCUGGUUGCUUGCCUAUAGUGGUAGGUCUGCUUCAAUAAUGAUCCUUCAUUGAAGUGAUCGGAGGAAAUGAAUGGCGUCUAUUAGAAUUGCUGGUGCUGUCAGCAAAGCAAGUAAAAGUAGUUUAUUCAGAUUGCUCUCCAUAUAGUCGGAUACGUUGUGUGGUUUGGUGCUUGUAGAACUGUUGAAUUCCAUCAAAUUCAUGUAAAAAUUACAUUUAAAUGAAAUGUAAACCCAUUAUUAUUACCUUCA